This is a messenger RNA of Athene cunicularia (burrowing owl), 927 nucleotides long. It is a transcript of the gene MRPS23, whose product is annotated as mitochondrial ribosomal protein S23. The transcript has 5 exons. The record is from RefSeq and is a predicted model, not a curated record. Gene Ontology annotation, molecular function: structural constituent of ribosome. The coding region runs from base 64 to 636 and encodes 190 amino acids. Gene Ontology annotation, cellular component: mitochondrion; ribosome. Lineage: Eukaryota; Metazoa; Chordata; Aves; Strigiformes; Strigidae. Gene Ontology annotation, biological process: translation.
GGAAGGGCGGAGCGUUGCUAGGGUGGCGCCGUUGCUAGGGGAGGCCUGCCCGCCGGCGCCGCCAUGGCGGGGAACCGCUUGGAGAAGAUAGGGAGCGUGUUCAGCCGGACCCGCAACCUGCUCCGCAUCGGGGUGAUCAAGAAGCCGGUGUGGUUCGACGUCUACGCUGCCUUCCCCCCGCGGAGGGAGCCCGUCUACCGCGUGCCGAAGCCGCGCUACGGCAAGGUGAAGGAUGUCAUCCCUCCCAUCUUCUACCAGGAGGACCAAGUGCGAGCGAAAUUCUACAGAAUUUAUGGCAGUGGUCCCAGACCUUUCGACCUGUCACAAUUAAACUACAAAUCUACUUGCCAGAGGUUUGUUGAGAAAUUCAAUGAACUGAAGGAAGAAGGAAAAAUUGAAGAGGAAAGAUUGUUUGAAGAAACAGGAAAAGCCCUUUUAGCCAGUGGGAUAAUUUUACAGAGAAGAGGAACAGACAAAGUAGCGCAAGAGGAUCAUCAAGAUGUUGGAACCAGGGAUUCUGCAUUGCACCUGCAGCUCCAGACGGUGUUGGAAGAGGUGCAGAAAGGGAAGAAAGAUCAGAAGGAGCAGACGCCAGAGCAGGCAGAAACGCAGAAGGAAAAUCCCUUGCCCUCCUAAGAGCCGUGCUGCGGUCCGGUGACAGGAUGUGCCCUGCCUGUGGCACUCACCUGCUUGGAGCCAGAGUUUCUGCCUCCACAACCUGGCGGUUAUGAGACAUUUUCCGGGGGGAAAUAUGCCUCAGUUAUUCGGCUCUAGUGCCUUCUGUGAUUGUGUAUGUGCCACAUGUUCUCCUUCCAUCUCCCAUUUGUAUAAUUGGAGAUAAUAAAUCUGUCUGAGGUUCAAGACUUGUUAUCUCAAAUUGCGAGUUGGAAAAUAGGAGCACAGAAGUGGAAAAUUAAACAUCUUCCU